Messenger RNA from Acanthosepion pharaonis, 774 nucleotides. Lineage: Eukaryota; Metazoa; Mollusca; Cephalopoda; Sepiida; Sepiidae. The record is from the annotation of a GenBank genome assembly.
AUGACUAUAUACUUUUCCACCUCUCUCUCUCUCUCCACUACUUUUCCACCUCUCUCUCUCUCCACUACUUUUCCACCUCUCUCUCUCUCCACUACUUUUCCACCUCUCUCUCUCUCCACUACUUUUCCACCUCUCUCUCUCUCUCCACUACUUUUCCACCUCUCUCUCUCUCUCCACUACUUUUCCACCUCUCUCUCUCUCUCCACUACUUUUCCACCUCUCUCUCUCUCUCCACUACUUUUCCACCUCUCUCUCUCUCUCCACUACUUUUCCACCUCUCUCUCUCUCCACUACUUUUCCACCCUCUCUCUCUCUCCACUACUUUUCCACCUCUCUCUCUCUCCACUACUUUUCCACCUCUCUCUCUCCACUACUUUUCCACCUCUCUCCCACCUCUCUCUCUCUCCCUACUUUCCACCUCUCUCUCGCUCUCCACUACUUUUCCACCUCUCUCGCUCUCCACUACUUUUCCACCUCUCUCUCUCUCCACUACUUUUUUCCACCUCUCUCGCUCUCCACUACUUUUCCACCUCUCUCUCUCUCCACUACUUUUCCACCUCUCUCUCUCUCUCCACUACUUUUCCCCCUCUCUCUCUCCACUACUUUUCCCCCCUCUCUCCCCUUUUCCCCCCUCUCUCUCUCCACUACUUUUCCCCCCUCUCUCUCUCCACUACUUUUCCCCCCUCUCUCUCUCUCCAUUACCCGACCUUUCCCACCAUCUCCACCACCCUACCGUCUCCACCUCUCACCCACCACAAAAAUAUUUUUGCAUAA